Messenger RNA from Exaiptasia diaphana, 5496 nucleotides. RefSeq lists its product as uncharacterized. The coding region runs from base 214 to 4953 and encodes 1579 amino acids. Gene Ontology annotation, molecular function: protein binding. The transcript has 6 exons. The record is from RefSeq and is a predicted model, not a curated record. NCBI's taxonomy places the organism in Eukaryota, Metazoa, Cnidaria, Anthozoa, Actiniaria, Aiptasiidae.
AACCAUUUUUAGCAGCCUUUCCAAGCCAUCUCUUUGCUUUCUUUAGGUCUUUUGGUACUCCUUGGACACCAGUAAGCUACAGAAUCAAGAAAGAUGGUGAAAAGCAAGAUGCGACAAGGAACUGGAUUCUGAAAGGAAAAUUUGUAAAGAAAAAGAUGCUGUAACGUACACUGUGCUUCAGAAAACCUUUUGGAAGAUAGAAGUUGCUAUAGGAUGAUGCACAAGAUAUUUCUACCUUCAUUACAUCCACCUACCUCAAGUGCUGUAACACCCACGACUAUUCCAUCCCCAAGUGGAUCGCCAGGAGCUUCAAGUACUUUUCAUUUGCCUGAUAACCAAAAGAGAUGGCUUGUGGUUGGUAUCUGUCUGCAUAAAAUCUUACUGCCGAAUUUGAGAAGUUUUCUUAAACCUGAAAUUCUCAAACAUUACACAAACCUAAAGACCCACCACAAUAUUGACAAACAGACCUUUGCCACAUAUUUAGAAAAAGAUGGAACGCUGAAGUUGAAUUAUGAAAGUAUUAAUAACAACGAACGAAAGCACAAGAAAAAGUUCAAAAUGUAUGAUUACUUUGUGAAUAGUGAUGUUGACUUGGCCAAGUUGUAUUUAAAGCCUUUCAUGGCAAUGUUUUCUGGAUUUGAUGAUACUUGCGAUUUAUCGGCGGUUCUUGGAAUUCUCUCCAGUGCUACCGUCUUCUCUUCAGCCAUUCAAAAACUGGCAAAAGAUGUUCGGCAAGACGUUAGGAAUGAAUGGGGUCAUUGUGACUUUACCAAAUGGACUGAAAUAAAGUUUGCUAAAAGUUUUCAUUUGAUGGAAAUGUUCCUUCGAGCUUUGAACUUGACUCCUACUGAAGAAAAAAAGGUCACUGAUAAUCUUAAGGAUUGGGAAACUAAAGGAAUGCAGCUUUGUCUUGGCCAUAUUGUUGAUUCUGACUUGGUAAAGCUAAUUGAACGUGAAGUUUCCCAAUUAUCAAAUGAAGUGCAGGCUCUUGAAACAAAACAGGAAGAAGAAUUCAAAAAAGUCCAUGAAGCCUUAACGUCGGUGAAGGAUUAUAUUGAAGAAUUCAAGAGAAGCGUAACCACAAAAUUGCAAAAUUUGCAGACAUCUCACGAAAAUCUUGAACAAGAAGUAGCUGACAUGGCUGAAGACCUAGGCGCAUUACAAAUAGACCAUCGUAAACUUAAAGAUGAUGUCUCUAGUGCAAUGAUCUCACUGGAGAAACAUGACCAACUUGAAGGAAGAGUUUCAGCUUUAGAAACAGCCAUAGAAAACAAGAAUUCUACGUUUCUGAAAAGUACUUUCAAAGCACCUAACCGCAUUCCUUCCUUUUACGGUCGUGUCCAAGAGUUGGAAAGACUUGCAAUGGCAAUUGAAGGCAAAACAGCCCAUUGUAUCAUAUCAGCUAUAUGUGGUCUUGGGGGAACUGGAAAAACUUCACUAGCUAUCGAACAUGUUUGGAGAUACAAAGAUAUCUACAAGGGAGGUGUUUUCUGGCUAUCUGGUGAAAGUGUACCGAAUUUUAAAAAUUCCAUUUGUGAAAUAGCUAGAGACGUAGGAACGUUUGACAAAGAUUUUGGCGAAAUGCUGUCGGCCACUUUGCACUGGCUCAAGACCAGGUCAGAAUUGUGGUGUGUUAUAAUUGAUAACCUUGACGAGUACGAUCUUACGAGUUCCGGUGAAAUGAUGAAAGUAUUGAAUGGGCAUUGGAAAAAUGACACAUCUGGACACAUGAUAAUCACCACAAGACGAGAUGACAGACAAAUACAAGAGGAUGUCCCAACAGUUUCUCCCGAGAACUGCAUCGAAUUAGGAACCUUUUCAGAGCAGGAAAGCAUUCAAUUCAUGAAAAAAAGAACGGAUCGACAUGUAGCUGGUAACGAUGUUGAAAUAUUGAAAGAGUUAUCUUCGGAGCUUGGCUACCUCCCAUUGGCUCUUGAUCAAGCUGCAGCGUACAUCAAAUACACAACCGUUCAGUUUUCACGUUACUUGGAGCAGUAUAAGAAGCAAAAGCUUAAGACGCUGAAGAGGUCCAAAGCUCUCUUUCCUGCCCAGGACACUUCAACGGAAAGAAUUGCUGUGGGUACUACUUGGCAGUUGAACUUCGAAUAUGUUCGCCGUCUUUCCGAAGAUUAUGGUAUUGGAAAAGCGGCCUGUCUAAUCAUGGAAGUAUCGGCCUUCUUAUCUCCCGAUGACAUACCAAUGGAGCUCAUUAAUGAAGGUCUUCCACAAGUGGAAAAUUCCGACCUGCAGGACUGUCUCGCGUUCCCGACCGGUGCGAUAGACAUCAUCAGCAUCUUGACCAAAUUUUCGCUUUUCCAGAGGUUUACUGACAAGUCAUUGAGUGUCCAUCGACUCGUUCAAGAAGUUAUCCGAAACAAUAUUUCUGGUGAUGACAAAACAAAAAAUGUUCUUCAGUCUGGUUCGAGAAUGCUUCAUCAUGCCUUUGUCAAUUCAGAUUCACCUGUGAAGGUUUGUCAAAGUUUCCAAGGAGAUUCCGUAUUUCAUCAGACAAAUCCUCCAUCGUUGCACUUGUGGGGGACGCUUGGUUCACACGCAAGUACAUUCCAGGGGCAUUUGAUUGAUGCUAGUCAAAAUGAUACUUGUCAAGAACUGAUUUGCACUGAGGAAACAGCGUUUCUCCUAAAUGAAGCAUCUUUGUAUUUGUAUGUUUGUCGUCAGAAGGUAAAGGCAAUGGAACUGCAAAAGGAGAAGUUAAAAAUCCUCACUUCACUUCAAAUGUCCGAAGAAAAAAUGUCGCAUCUGCAAUAUUUUGAAAUUCCUCUGAAACCUAUGGAAUUCAAGUUGAUAUCUCGCUGUAUGAGCCACAAAGAGCAGAUGAAAGUGCUGUCAAGUGCAGAACAAGAAACGCAGGAAAACACAGCAAAGGCAGAUGAAUGGAGGGAAAAUGGGAAUUCGGCUUUCAAAAAGCAAGACUAUCAGGGUGCCAUUGAUUGUUACAACGUGGCGCUGAAGUGGAGCAGUAACGACUGCCGAUUACUGUGCAAUCGUGCUUUGUGUUAUUUGCAAAUAAACCAAGCAGAGAAGGCUCUUGACGACUGUGAAAGGUGCUUGAGAGUGGAGAAACACAAUAAAAAGGCUUUGAGACGAAAGGCGUGGGCAUUAUAUGAGAUUUCUGGCAAACAAGCACAUCUAAUAGGAAGGAGUAGAGCAACGGCUGCCAUUGCUGCACAUGUCGAUCCAACAGCUUUUAAGGUCAAAGACUUUACAGAAAGGUUUCCAAAUCUAUGCUACGUAGAAAUUUUCAAUUCUGCGCAGUUAGUUGCCCACUUGCUCUACCUUAAUGUAGACACGACCUUCCUUCUCCAUGAUGGUAACUAUGAGUUACAGGGAGCAGUAAUUGACAAAAACGUCCAGUUUGUUGCAAUUGAUGGUCCAACUACUAUAAGUUUUGGGCAGCCAGUUAUGAUAUUUGGAUCACAUCUUUACGCUGAAGGCAUAACAUUUCCCCGGGAAAGUGAAGGUGUAAUAUGUCAGCUUGGUGGUUCAGUGACUAUGCUCAUGUGUCAUAUCUCAAAUGGUAUGAGAAGCUGCGAGGAUUAUCCAGAAUGUAAUGGAGGCGAUGGAUGUAUAGCAGCGCUGAACGGGCUUGAACCUUGUAAUCGAUCAGGUCAUUUUGGAGAAGAAAAAAAUUCUGGAGUCAGUGGCUACCCAGGAAUCCAGGUUUUACAUCAAUGCACCGGUUACUUUGAAAAUUGCGAUAUUGAAGGAUGUGGAGGAGGAGGAAUUCUUAGUCAUGGCGAAGGUUCCAAACUUUACGUCAAAGGAUGUAAAGUACACCAUAAUCACCAAUCGGGGCUUGAAGCCAGAGAGGGUGGCUGCUUGGAAGCUAUUGACAACGACAUUUAUUCUAAUGGAACACAUGGAAUAAUGAUAGGUCCCAAGGCCGGCGCUUCCGAAAUCAUCCAAAACAGAAUUUACGAAAACAGAAAAGAAGGUGUUUUUGUCUUAAUAUCCAAGAAAAAUGAGGUUAAUAUUAUGAAAAAUCGGAUUUAUCAUAAUCUUCAAUUUGGACUUUCAUUGGACAGAUGUUUGGUGGGAAUAAAACAAAAUGACAUUUUUGAGAAUGGAUUUCAUGGAAUUCACGCAAAGACUCAGACAACGGCUUCUAUAGAAAACAAUGAUAUUUAUGCUAACAAAUGUGGGGGCAUUCACAUGGGAGUUAACUUUUCAGGACGUGUCAUCAUCAAAUCAAACACUAUUAGGGAUCACAGUGGUCUUUGGUUGGUUCAUGUCCCAGAGAUGAACGAAAAGUUUCAAACCAUUCGCAAAAAAGACCCAACUUUGUUUUUGCCAGAAGGUGAAACUAGGUAUUAUUCAAAUCCUCCAGUCGUCGAAGCUAAUGUAUUACAAAACAACAAAGAAAGAAUGUUUCAUCCUCAAGAAAAAAUGGAAGUAAUAAAGAACGAGUGUACAUUUUGCCGCAAUAUAGGAAAGCUCUUACAGUGUUCCAGAUGUAACAUGGCUUCGUAUUGCAGCACAACAUGCCAAGAAAAUCACUGGGGAAAACACCAGAUGUUGUGCUCUUCGCUGUCCAAGAAAUAUUUCGUUAUUGUUGAUUUUAAGCCCUUUGAGGAUAGAAAGAAUUGCAUUAGUACUCGGACGUUUGGCCCUCAUCUCAAAGGCAUCGGGCAAGGAAUCAAGCCAGAUUUCAAGAGCAGAAGGAGAUUUAUCGUCAAGAUACAAACUGGCCAUCUCAAUAGCCAUCCACUUCAAAUGCUAACCCUUUACGAUCAGACUACAAGCCUUGAUGGCGAGAUACAGAGUCCAGAAGUGUUUCACAUCAUUAUGGAAUGUGGUGUUCUCGGCGGGGACAAAACUUUAGGGUCCCAGUUCACAAGCAAGAAGGCAUUCUUCUAUGCUACCUUUGUCGACAAGAAUCCAAAGAAGUUAAAAAUAAACUUGGCUGAACUAGCUGAUUACAAAGACUGGUAAAAUUUCAAGGGAUAGAGGAUUGCCAAAAGUCUUGAUUAUUAACUGUAGUAAAGUAAAUAGGAAGGUAUAGCUCAGCACCCUAUCUCAUGUAAAAAUGGCAUAAAGGGAUUAAAAAUAGGAGGAAUAAUAUUCUUCUAUAACAAAAGAAGCCGAAGCAGCACCCAACUAUGGAGUAAAAACAAUUAGAAUUUAACAAAACAAUUGAACUAGAACCCCACACAAAGUCUUUGUUAAUAUUUUUCACACAAGCCAACCUGCAUGUAAAUAAAUAAUUCAAAGUAGGCCAGAAGACGUUGAUUUAUGGGAUUAGUCCUUGAGAAUGAAAAAUUCAUGAAAAAAUGCAUCCGCGCAAACGAGUCAACGUAAGUGCGAUUUCGCAUGGCGUAUCCGUAUAACUUGCCGUAAAAUACAGUAUAGAAACGCAAGAAAAAACGCAGACCCCAAUGGAAGGUAACUCAUAAAUUAAACGAGUACUCCUUUGUACCAAAUAGUAAUUGUAUUUAACAGAUUUGUUGUCUGCAGUCCAUUUUGGAUGACUAUCUA